UUGGUGACUUGGUCAGUUUAAUUUAGAUUUUGUUUGUGUGAGCAUCGAUUUGUAAUUGCCGCUGGCGAAAGUUUUGUUCUCGAUAAAAUUCAAUUGUCUAUGGAAACCAUUACAAAAUAUGUUUUAAGUUGGUAAAAUAAAACUUGUGAAUCAAGUUAUUUUAAAACCAUUCAAAGCUAAGGUCCUAAUAUUUUCGCAAGAAAAAAAUACAAAAAAGCACACCCCUAACUUGGCUGUAGUAUGUGUGUGUGUGUUGUGUCUCUGUGUUAGGGAGUAAAUAGAAUAUCGUACAAGGGUUGAAUAAAAAAGCAAAUUUAUCUUAAUUAUUCAUAAAAAAAGAAAAAAGUCCAUACGCAGUUGCCGUGUUUUUAUUGUACGAAUAAAUUUUAUUUCUUAACUCAUUUUAAGUGGUGUGGUUACUUCCAUCCAAGAUAAUAAUAAUUUAUAUAAAAAAGUGACCUAAUUUUUCUUCAUCGCAUCAGAAAUUAAACGACGAGGAAAAUAAAUCCAGUAAAUAAAACGGUCCAUCGUUAUCGCUGAACCUUGCUUGCCCUUUGUUUUUCAUUUGCAAUGCGUGAUCUCGGUACGAAAAUGGCCGAGCUAAAAUUUGAGGCUCCUUUAGCUAAGUUCGAAGAGUCCGACGAGUGGGGUGGCUGCGAUUUCAUCACCCAAAAUGCCAUUAACGAUACACUUAAUCUCAAUCUGAAGGAAGCCGAUGCAAAGAUUCUUCUUUUCGAAGAGGCUGUUCGGGAUGUUAAUAACAGCAAGAAUGGAACAACGAAUUGCAAUGAAAACAUCAAUAUGGCAAUGGAUAAUGCCACCAAUUGUGGAGGCGGUGGAAUAUUCAACAACAACGAUAAUGUAGAUAAUUUUACAGAAACAUUUAGUGGCAGUCUAGAGGAUUUGGUCAAUACUUUCGAUGAGAAAAUAACUAAAUGCUUUGGAAACUACGAGCAAAGUGUCGAGGAGCUGGCACCAGUUCAAGUGCGUUCCCAGGAAGAAAUAAUGAAUGAAUGCCAAAUGUGGUGGACAAUUACUGGAAACUUUGGAAAUAUCCUUCCAAUCGAUUGGUCUAAAUCAUACACCCGACAAAUGCACAUGCCAACUUUGAAUUUAGCCGACAAUCGUCAAAAGCAAAAUAAUACAACCUCCACAACCAACAGUGAUGGCGCUGGUAAUAAUGGCAUAACAUCACAAACACCAAAUGGAAUUUUGGACGAGUUGAAUGACCUAUCUAGUGAAGAUGAGGCUGUUGCCAAUGAUCUUGAUAUGCAUGCGUUAAUAUUAAACGGAAUCAAUCCAGAACAAGAAGAACCCAUUAAAAGCGUUGAAGAAGUUAUCAAAGAAAUAGAUGAUAUAAUGGAUGAGGCCACACCUUCCGAGGAUGACGUAUUAGAUUCAGAAGUCAUGGAAAAAGCAAAAGAGGUGCUGGGAGCACCAUUGUACGCAGAUAAACUACAAUAUCUAUCAAUAUCGCAGCUUAAUGAGUUGUACAUGGAAAUGGAAGUUUUAAUUCAGGAAUUCAGUGAAACACUCAUUAAUGAGCUGGCAUUGCGCGAUGAAUUGGAAUAUGAGAAGGAAUUGAAAAACACAUUUAUUUCAUUAUUAUUGGCCGUACAAAAUAAAAGAAGACAAUUCCAUGUUGAAAAGAAAAGGGGCAAAUCACAGGGCCAAGACCCCAAGUAUCUAACAACUGUUAUUCCUUAUCACAUGGAAAAUGGAACACCUAACAAUCAAGCAUUACAAGUGUUGAUAAAAAUAUUGAAAGCGAUCAAUGAAGACAGUCCAACUGUACCCACAUUACUCACAGAUUAUAUCCUUAAAGUCUUGUGCCCAACAUAGGUCGAGGUUAAAAAAUAUUCGCUUAAGCAAGCGCUAAUUAAUUUCAAAAGAAAAAAUAAGAAAUUAAAUAGAUUAGUUAACACUUUUAUUUAUAAAGUAAAAUAAAUUUCAUAUAUAUAUAUAUAAAAUCAAAAGCAAAGAUAUACAUUCAAAAUUUAACAUGCAAUACCACUCUGCAGUUUUUUAUGUAAAUUUAUCCAGGUUACAUAUAAUUACCUAUAUAAAAAAAAACAAUAAACCUAAAAUCAUAUUAUUACUAAUAAAUACAAUAAAUAACUGCACCAUCUCAAAAAAAAAUACUAAAUGUUAUAAAAACAACACUUUUAUUCCAAAAUCCCAUUGAAUUGUCCUAAAAUAAGAUAAAAGUAAUUUUUAAACUAUCCUUAAAAAUUUGUAUCAGGUUAUUUAUAACACAUUUUCUUGGCAAUUUGCACAAUUUGCGCUACAUUACAACCAAAUUUUUUGAACCCGACAUAUGUACAGACAGUUUCACUCCUUUUUUAAAAUAUCAUCAAUGUCUGCAAGGUUUUUGCUCCUUGAGAAAAUAUAGAGCCUGUAACACAAAGCUAAAAGUACUUGUAAUACCUUGGUCUUGCAGGCAGUUAUUUUAAUGAACAAAAAAAAGACUUCCAAUCAAUCAAUUGGUGUUUUUAACAAAAGAAAAAAAUGCCAAUUGUCAAUACAACUAUGUUCAUACUUGAUUCGAUUCAUUUUGGAUUGACUUUUUUCGUUAAGUGGAGUUGUAUUUUGAUUUUUGUAGAAACGUCAAAUCAAUCACAUUCUAUUAGUACUAAUACUUCAUGAGAAAAAAGUGGUGAAAUCGUGAGCGAUAACCUAAAGGUCUUUAAAAAAAUUAAGCAAAAUGUUCUUUACACUGCUUACCAUUUUUGAAUUAGCACUUCCAAGCAAAAAGUCUAGGGAAAUUUUUGUUUUUUACAACUGUAAAGAGUUUUGUUUGUGUUACAGAAAUCAUCUACACUUGUAAGAUUAAUAUUGUCCUACAAUGAAUAUAAACCAGACGAAUUUUGCAUGUAUCUGAACAAAAUUCACCAAAUAAUUAUUGAAAGAGGAAUUCUGUGAUGUUUUUUCAAAGAGAUGAUUCAGGUUCAGUUAUGAAACUACUCAUGAGAAAUUAUGUUGAUCAAUAUUUUUUUUUUCAACGUUGCCUUUAAUUAGUAUAUUUGGACUUGUUUGUACAUUUUUUUAAAUAGAAAUAAAUAUAUCGAUUUUUAUGUAAACAUUAAUUUUAGUUUUAAGUGUGUACAAUUUUGUGUUUUUAGGAUAAAAAUAUAAUUUUUCAAUUAAUAUUUGAUCAGAAACAAUAUCUCAAAUGAUUUUAUAAUACAUUAUUAUUUAAAUAAGUUGUAUAUAACAUAUUAUAAUUUACAUAUUUUUGAAAUUGAAUUUAAUAAAUGUGUAUGUGGAAUAAGCAACACAAUUGAAAUUGGUAUGGUCUCUUUCUACUCAAUAUUUCAGAAGAAAAUAAAAACGUCUACACGGAGUAAUUUUGAACAAAGCAGCGCUAUAAUUGACCGGCCACAAUAAUUUUUAUAACAAAAAGGUCACCAAUAUCGCAAGAUGGUUGACUAGCAAAAUGUGUAGUACUUUGUUAUAAAAAUCAUCCAAAUGAAUAAUUUAACUAAUGUUGGUGAACAUAUUGUUAAGAUUGUUGUUUAUGUAAAAUCCUAUAAUCUGAAUCCAAUCUCUGUUCAUAAAUUCCGUUGAUUAACGUAAUUUGGCUAUUUGUGGGUUUGCUGGACAGAACGAAUACCAAACCUGAAAUUGAGUCGUUUUAACUUUUAUUUUUGUGUAUUUUGCUCCACACCAAUUUCAAGUCUUGAUUUGUUCCACAUUUCGCUUAAAAUUAAAAAAAAAAACACUACGCAGUUAAACUUUGCCAUAAAAUAUAAUUUAAAUAAAAUGCAACCUACAAAAUACAAACAGUUUUAUUUUAAUACUCAAAAAGCUUAGCUUUAGACUUUAUUUAAUUUAAUUAUAUUUUUAAGUUAUUUCUUUCUAUUCUGUGGUAUUAUUUUAAAUCUGAAUUGCAUAUUAUUAAUACAAGAUAAAACUAAUAUCUACGCACAUUUAAAAGUAAAAGUGAUUUUUUUACAUUUAUCUAAUUUCACUUUUAAACUCUACCCGUACUAUUAAAUUUAAUUGAUCGGGUUAAAACAAUACUUAGAUAUUAAAUCAAACAACAAAUAAAUUUUCUAUUUUUCAACUUAAAGAUGGAAAAGAAGGCUUAAUUAUUUGUUGAUAAAAUACCUAACAUCUUUUGCACUUAGUAAUUUGUACGGUACCUUUGAUGAACAAACAUUCAAAAUAAGUUUUAAAUAUAUAUCUCUCUCACUUGCAAAAAAAACGAACAAAUAAGAGCGAUUGUAGCUUCUCUUCAUUAGAAAAAUAUUUUAAACCAAAAUAAUAAAGUAGAAUCAAAAAAUACAAUUUUAGUGCUGCUUUGAAAAUAAACAAUAUUUAAAUGAUACAAAAAUUUUAUCUUAUUUAUAUUAUUUACAAACAAAAUUUAAUCAUAAAAUUUUAUGGAAUACUAAAUAUAUUUACGAAAUAUUACAAGAUACAAACAAAAAAAAUUAGAUAAAAAAAGAGUUUAAUAAAUCCUACACAAUUAAAAAAGCAAAAUAUUUAAUAGACACAAAAUAUUAGAUAUUUAUCUAUUGUAAGCUAAAUUGAUAGAAAUACUUUUAACUAUAAUCUGAAAGUAUCUCAAAAGGUUUAAAAAGAAGUGCUGAACUAGUAAACGUCUAGAUAUUAAAUGUAUUUAAGUAACAGUCAAUCGGAUUUACUAUUCAAAUAUUAAAAACACAAUUUAUUCUCUCAAGCAUUAUAAACAUUUGGUUUGAUUAAUUAAUUUAUGUUUCAACAAAAGUAUGAUAAAUGUAAAAUUAUAUAAAAGAAGUAAAUUAUUAUAUAUAAUGAACAGAACAUGUGCAUUUUAAAAUGAUAAGUGAAUUCACAAAAGCUUAUGAAAAAUUGCUUGAAAUAAAAUAUUAAAAAAAAAUA
Messenger RNA from Eupeodes corollae, 4866 nucleotides. RefSeq names its product fasciculation and elongation protein zeta-2 (gene Unc-76). Bases 571 to 1842 code for a protein of 423 amino acids. The record is from RefSeq and is a predicted model, not a curated record. Gene Ontology annotation, cellular component: axon; cytoplasm. The transcript is spliced from 5 exons. Lineage: Eukaryota; Metazoa; Arthropoda; Insecta; Diptera; Syrphidae.